Macadamia integrifolia is the source of this 645-nucleotide messenger RNA. RefSeq names its product ACT domain-containing protein ACR3-like. The record is from RefSeq and is a predicted model, not a curated record. Bases 1 to 645 code for a protein of 214 amino acids. The transcript is spliced from 2 exons. Lineage: Eukaryota; Viridiplantae; Streptophyta; Magnoliopsida; Proteales; Proteaceae.
AUGGAAGAUGGCGAGUCUCAAAUGCUCCCUCUGGUGCAUGUUCUAGUAUUUGUCCAAGCCAACCCAGUUGGGAGGCCUAUUUUUGGCAUCUGUUAUUUGUUUAUGUAUUCUUCAAGUGGUCUUUGCUCCAGGACCAAAGGGUCACAUGAUGACAUGAAGACAAAUGGGGUGAAGGUUGGGCCAGGGAAGAGGGUGGGUGUGCUCUCCCUUGGUGAUCUUACAUCCAUUGAGCUUGUUGGCAGGGAUCGCCCAGCUCUCUUAUCAGAGAUGUCGACUAUACUCGCCAACCUUCACUGCAAUGUGGUUGCUGCUGAAGUAUGGACUCAUAACAUGCGUGUAGCAUGUGUUCUUUCUUUCAACGACGACACCACAGGUUGUGCUGUGGAAGACCCAAUCCGAUUGUCAGCCAUGGAGGAGCAGCUCAAAAACAUCCUACGUGGGUGUGAGGAUGAUGGGAAGGUAGCUCGCACCAGUUUCUCCAUAGGGUUCACCCAUAUGGACCGCUGUCUCCACCAAAUGAUGUUAGUUGCAAGGGACUAUAAAGAUGGUGGGGUUACAGAAGAGAAGGAUUAUGCACCUGCAUUCCAGCCAGUUAUCAUAGUUGACUGCUGUGAGGACAAAGGGUAUUCAAUGGUGAAUGUUUGA